UUCAUUAAAAAGAAAAGAGUAGCAAGUGGGAUCAUGAGCGUGAGCAUUAUCUUUCUGGCUGACACGGCCAAGGCCAAGCGAGAGCUAUAAAAGCCUGCAAUCCACUCUGCUCUUUCCACAACUCAAACAUGGCAAGAAAUAUUUUUGCUGUGGUUUUUAUACUGCUAGCUAUACUCCAGGCAAAUGCAGAGGGCAAGGAUGGGGAAGGAUGUGGACAAAGUUGUGCAACGCUGGACGACUGCCCCGGUCAGUUGAUUUGCAUCACCGGCCAAUGCAAUGAUGAUCCCGACGUGGGAACCAACAUUUGUGGCGGUGGCGGUGGCGGCGGGGAUUGCAAGUCGAAGGGGAGCAUGAGGGGAAAGAAUCCUCCUUCAAAGGAUGCCUGUAACACCGACACAGGAGCGGAGUGCUGCAGUUCCUCCAAGACUUACCCCAUCUUCGACUGCUCUCCCUCCGUCUCCUCCCAAAGCCCCGGAAUACUCACUCUCAACGACUUUUCCGAGGGCGGAGAUGGAGGCGGCCCUUCCAGCUGCGAUGACAAGUACCACGCCAACACAGAGCGUGUAGUGGCGCUUUCCACCGGCUGGUUCGGUGAGCGAAGCCGGUGCGGAAAGAUGAUAAAAAUAAGUGGCAACGGGAGGAGCGUGAUGGCCAAAGUGGUGGACGAGUGCGAUUCCUUGCAUGGAUGCGAUGACGAGCACGGUUAUCAGCCGCCAUGUCGUAACAACAUUGUGGAUGCCUCUGUUGCCGUCUGGAAAGCCCUUGGCGUGCCCACUGAUCGUCAGGGAGAUGAUCUUCAUAUCACCUGGUCCAUGUCUUCCUCCUUUUCUUCACUCACUCUUAAUCAUGCCCAUGCCCUUUCCUCUGCAUCCUAAUCACACGCACUUUCAAUGUGAAGUCUUGUGUGCUUGCCUUUCUCUCAGUAUAGUAUGGAUGUGUCUCUCUUUUGUAAGCAUCGCUUUUCAAGUGCCCAUGCCAGGUCAUUGUUAUGCGGGCACCAGCGUUUUGCUCUUAAACUCUGUUUCCGCUUUUAUUGUUGAAUUUGGACUGGUUUUCAUUCUUUUCAA
Cryptomeria japonica (Japanese cedar) is the source of this 1067-nucleotide messenger RNA. Its product is annotated as kiwellin. The transcript has a single exon. Lineage: Eukaryota; Viridiplantae; Streptophyta; Pinopsida; Cupressales; Cupressaceae. The record is from RefSeq and is a predicted model, not a curated record. Bases 129 to 875 code for a protein of 248 amino acids.